UACAAAAGGAGAAUAUUAGCAAGCAGACCCACACACAAGAACAGACAGGCACAAUGAGUGGAAGGACUAAGAGAUCAGUGGGAGUUAUUGGAGCACCCUUUUCAAAGGGGCAGUCCAGAGGUGGUGUAGAAGAAGGCCCAAUUUACAUAAGAAGAGCAGGUUUAAUUGAAAAAUUGGAAGAACUUGUUGUGCAAUACAUUCUAAAUUACAAGGUUAUUAUUUACUUUUUUGCAGAAUAUGAUGUGAAAGAUUACAGUGAUCUGCCUUUUCCUGAGCUGCCCCAUGACGAACCUUUCCAGAAUGUGAAGAAUCCACGCACAGUUGGGCAAGCUACAGAAACAGUUGCUAAUGCUGUUUCAGAAGUCAAGAAAAGUGGAAGAGUUUGCUUGACGAUUGGUGGAGAUCACAGCUUGGCAGUUGGGACCAUUGCAGGUCACGCUAAGGUUCACCCUGAUCUGUGUGUAGUUUGGGUGGAUGCCCAUGCAGAUAUCAACACUCCAAUGACAUCACCCAGUGGCAAUCUACAUGGACAACCUGUCUCUUUCCUAAUAAAAGAGCUACAAAACAAGGUGCCAGAUAUCCCAGGAUUCUCUUGGGUGAAGCCAUGCCUGUCUGCUAAAGACAUAGUAUACAUUGGACUGAGAGACGUAGACCCCGGAGAACAUUUUAUUCUGAAGACUCUUGGGAUUAAGAGCUAUUCAAUGUCAGACGUGGACAGACUCACAAUAAAUAAAGUGAUGGAAGAAACUCUUGAAUAUUUAGUUGGAAAGAAGAAAAGACCCAUCCACUUAAGCUUUGACAUAGAUGGUCUAGAUCCUAGUGUUGCGCCUGCUACUGGCACACCUGUUCCUGGAGGCCUCACCUACAGAGAGGGCAUGUACAUUACAGAGCAGCUUUACAAUACAGGCUUACUUUCUGCAGUGGAUAUGAUGGAGGUCAACCCAUCGCGUGGUGAAACGGAGAGGGAAUCUAUGCUGACUGUUAACACCGCCCUCAAUAUGAUCCUAUCCUGCUUUGGGAAGGCACGAGAAGGCUUUCACGCAUCCUCGAUGUAUAUCCCUGAUCUGAUCUAAAUGCCAAGGCCUCUGCUAUAUCCAUAUCACAUACUUCAUUUUUAAUUAUUAGAAACAGUAUCUUUUAAUGGGCAGAAUACUCAUAUCAAAAUGCAUAAGUUACCAUUACUCAGUAAGUUUGUUACAGUAUAGAGUUGAGAAUUCCUUUCAUUCCCCUAUUCACAAAAUAGAAAUGCACAAGAUAGGGAACCAUAACACAAAUGAUAUUUAAGUUAUAUUAACUUCCUUUCUUUUACAUGUAAGAAUUUAGAAUUUGAGGUCUUCUGAUCUCUGUCACUUGUUUAUGUAGAUUAUUUUAUAUAUAUAUUAGCGAGAGGAAAACCUUGCUGUUUUGAUGUUAACAGUCUUAAUUUAUUGAUAUAAAUGCAACACUGUUCGGUAAUGCUUCCAGUUUUGUAUGAUGGGGGAUUACACACU
Nanorana parkeri is the source of this 1490-nucleotide messenger RNA. RefSeq names its product arginase 1 (gene ARG1). Lineage: Eukaryota; Metazoa; Chordata; Amphibia; Anura; Dicroglossidae. The transcript has 8 exons. The record is from RefSeq and is a predicted model, not a curated record. Gene Ontology annotation, cellular component: cytoplasm; cytosol; nucleus. Gene Ontology annotation, molecular function: manganese ion binding; arginase activity. The coding region runs from base 54 to 1073 and encodes 339 amino acids.